AUGGUUCUGGUGUUUUUGGUGACAUUGUUGGUGUCGUGCUGUUUUUCGACGACAGCGUUUGUUAGAAACUCUGCGCCAGGUAUUUUGAAAAGAGUUGGGAUAACUCUACUGUAUACUAUAUUUUUCCAGAUGCAAUAGUCGAAUAUGAAGAUCCAGCUUAUGAAAAUGUUGAGAACUUUUUAAGGUAAGUUACCCUAUCUUGAAUUCCACCAAAAAAAAUUCUAAAAAUUCCAGUGAGAAUGAAAAAUCGGACAACUCACAAGUAAACAAAAGAGCUAUGAUGCGAUUUGGUAAACGUGCAAUGAUGAGAUUCGGAAAGAGAGCGAUGAUGAGAUUUGGCUAA
Molecule: messenger RNA, 343 nt
Organism: Caenorhabditis angaria
Lineage: Eukaryota; Metazoa; Nematoda; Chromadorea; Rhabditida; Rhabditidae
Source: the annotation of a GenBank genome assembly